AUGUACGUUCAUCAACGUUCAUAUUGGUUCUUUCUUGACCAUCUCUAUCUGCUGACCAGAGGUUGCGGUAGACUGCGAUUAUAAGAAACGAAAUAUAGUAGAUAUCCAGUUGGCUUUACGUGGACACAAAGUUUCGCAAGAACGCACAACGGCCGCGUGCCGGCAUACAGAUCUACGGGAGAACGGAAAUUGGUUAUUGAAGAAAUGGCGGCCGAAGUUCCGAUGCUAAAUAAGAACCGAAUGCAGGUCUUUAAGAACAAAGGCAAGGAUCAGGAGGAGAUGAGAAGAAGACGUAAUGAAGUAACAGUAGAAUUACGUAAAAAUAAACGUGAAGAGACUUUACAAAAGAGAAGAAAUGUACCAAUUACAGAUUCAACAGAUGAAGAUGACAUGGAUAAACAUCUUUCAAAAAUGAAUUUGGACGAUUUAGUAGCAAGAGCUAAUAGUUCAGAUCCAGCAGUACAGUUACUAGCUGUACAAUCAGCGAGAAAACUGUUAUCUUCAGAUCGUAAUCCUCCCAUCGACCCAUUGAUAGAAAGUGGUAUUUUACCAAUUUUGGUUCGUUGUCUUGAACAGCAUAACAAUCCAUCGUUACAAUUUGAAGCAGCUUGGGCUUUAACAAAUAUUGCAAGCGGAACAUCAGCUCAAACACAGGCUGUAGUUACUGCUGGUGCAGUUCCACUUUUUCUUCAUUUGUUGCUUUCAAGCCAACAAAAUGUAUGUGAACAAGCUGUGUGGGCCUUAGGUAACAUUAUUGGGGAUGGUCCAGUACCUAGAGAUUAUGUUAUUAAUCUUGGUGUUGUACAACCGUUGCUAACAUUUAUAAAGCCGGAUAUACCUAUUUCAUUUUUACGUAAUGUUACAUGGGUCAUUGUAAACUUAUGUAGGAAUAAAGAUCCACCACCACCAAUGCAAACCAUAAAGGACAUUUUGCCUGCUCUAAAUAUGCUUAUUUAUCAUAAUGACAUUAAUAUUCUUGUUGACACUGUAUGGGCCUUGAGUUACCUGACUGAUGGUGGUAAUGAGCAAAUUCAAAUGGUUAUAGACAGUGGUGUUGUACCUCGCUUAAUACCGCUUCUUUCGCACAAAGAAGUUAAAGUGCAAACUGCUGCUCUUAGAGCAGUUGGCAACAUUGUAACUGGCACGGACGAGCAAACGCAAACUGUUUUAAAUUGUGACGCUCUUUCGCAUUUUGCUAAUUUGUUGACUCAUCCUAAAGAGAAAAUUUGUAAAGAAGCAGUUUGGUUUCUUUCUAAUAUUACCGCUGGCAACCAAUCUCAAGUUCAAGCUGUAAUAGAUGCAAAAUUGUUACCUCUCAUUAUUCGUAAUUUAGCAAAGGGUGAAUUCCAAACACAGAAAGAAGCAGCAUGGGCGAUUAGCAACCUCACAAUAAGCGGUAAUAGAGAACAAGUCGCGGAGCUUAUAAGAGAAGGAGUAAUUGCUCCAUUUUGUGAACUUUUAUCUUGUAAGGAUACUCAAGUUGUACAGGUGGUGUUGGAUGGAAUCCAUAACAUGCUUAAACUCGCUGGGCCAGAAGUGGAUCAUUUGGCAAAUAUGAUUGAAGAAUGUAAUGGUCUGGACAAAAUAGAAGCACUGCAAAAUCAUGAAAAUGUAGAUAUUUACAAACUAGCGUAUGACAUAAUCGAGCAAUAUUUUUCAGAGGAGGUGGAUGAUGCACCACAUGAAGGAGCUUUUGAAUUUGAUCAAACGACGAAUAUUCCAAACGAAGGUUUUAAAUUCUGAGGAAGCCUCCAGCUACAUGUAUCUUCUUUUUAUCCGAUUGUGCCGUCCCCUGAUAAACUCCGAUGCGGAAUCAUCAUUUUGCUUUCUUUUUCCUGUUUCUACAUCACCCUCGUGCUCCAAUGAAGACAUAGCAAUAUGAACUUACCGCUGAAUUAUUGAUUAUUAUUAUGUUUGCUGAUCUAAACAUACAGUGUGAUUUAUUGACCACGUUCGAAAUAUCGGAACCAAUUAGGGAAAGAAGGCUAAUUACAGAAUGGAACUGUAGUAACCAUAAAAAAGGGCAUUUUUGUGAUUUGAUCUUUGUGUACUUCGCAAUUUCUUUCCUCAUUUUUAUAAAUAUAUGUAUAUUAUUUCUUUUACAAAAUACAUGAGAUAAAUGUAUUAGCAAAAUUCUUAGUCAAAGAGCAAUUAGCAAGACACACAAAUGCAUGUAAAAAAAACUUUGCGUUUAUGCAUAUGUGCAAAUAUGCAUUUAUGCGUAUUUGAAUGUGUAUAAAAAAAAGAUUACUGAAAAAAAAUUCACGGAAAAGAAUAACCUUUCUAUUGCUUGAACAUGCUACUCUCCACUCUAACUCAGGACAAGUCUUGGUUAGCGAUAUUACUUUUAUAAAAUAAUUCAUGUAUAUUUUAGGCAUGUUAAAUUUAUAUAUAAUGAUAUAUUGAUUACUAAAUAAAUAAAUCAACUGACUACUCUUUGAUAGCAUAAUUGUAAGUAUGGACAUUUCUGUAAGGAGGAGCAGAAAACUAAUAAAAUUUCAAUAUGAAUUCGGCACAAU
Molecule: messenger RNA, 2519 nt
Organism: Pseudomyrmex gracilis
Lineage: Eukaryota; Metazoa; Arthropoda; Insecta; Hymenoptera; Formicidae
Gene: Kap-alpha3
Product: importin subunit alpha-4
Exons: 10
Coding region: 205-1743 (512 amino acids)
Biological process (GO): NLS-bearing protein import into nucleus
Cellular component (GO): nucleoplasm; cytoplasm; nucleus
Molecular function (GO): protein binding; nuclear import signal receptor activity
Source: RefSeq, a predicted model, not a curated record